This is a messenger RNA of Paramecium sonneborni, 1551 nucleotides long. The record is from the annotation of a GenBank genome assembly. NCBI's taxonomy places the organism in Eukaryota, Ciliophora, Oligohymenophorea, Peniculida, Parameciidae.
GAUUUUAUAUUUUUAAGGGAAAAGAAAUAAGUAUGAGACAAAUAUGAAUGGAAAGAUGUUUGAUAUUUGGAUGAAUAAUGAUAAAAUGAUAGUAUAAAUAAUAAAGGAUAUCAUUUUUAAUAUAAUAGAUGAGGUUAAUGAAGAAUUGAAAAGUUGGCAGAGUAAUAUAAAAGUUAAUAUAAAAAUGAUAAAAAAUAUUGGUAUUGGAGAAUGUGAAAUUUGCAAAGAGGGUAAAUAAGAUGGAGAGUAAAUGAUAAUAUUAAAAGUAGAGAUAUGUAGAAGGAAGGGAAGAAAUAAUGAUGAAUAGAUAAUUAGACAUGAAAUGUAUAUUAAUGAAUUAAAGAAAUUUGUUAUAUAUAUACUUGAAUUGUUUAUCAAAAAUUUGAAAUCUUUUUUUAAUUUAAAUAAAUAAUAAAUGGGCAAAAAGGAAACAAAAGAUAAGAAGCCAGCACAAUUCAAGUAAUUAUGUUGUUGCUAAUUAUAAUAGAAAGAUUUAUGAAUUGUUAUCUAAAUAUACUUAAGUAAUCAUCGUUGGAUUAGCAAAUGUUGGAUCUAAAUAAGUGUAAGACAUUAGAAGAAUUUUGGCUAAGAGAAAUGCCCUAUUAGUUAUUGGCAAAAAUGUAUUAAAAGUUUAGUAUUUUAGACUCUCUUCAAAAAAGUAUUAGCUACAAGAGUUUAAGAAUUACCAAAAGAACAUGAAUAUUAUGAUGAAUUGUCUAAAUUUGGUAAUGCAAUUAAAGAGUUGGAUGCCUUAAAGAACUCUGUUGCAGGCAAAGUAGGAUUCAUAUUCACAGAUACACCAGUCUUUGAUCUUAAACCAGUCAUUGAAGAGAACAAAGUUGAAACUCCAGCUAGAGUUGGUGCUGUUGCUCCUAUUGAUGUUGUUAUUCCACCUGGACCAACUGGUAUGGAUCCAGCUUCUAUUCAAUUCUUCCAUGCACUCUAAAUCCCUACCAAAAUUGAAAAAGGUUAAAUCCAAAUCACUAAAGACUUUGUUGUCUUGAAAUCUGGAUAAAAAGUUGGUUAAUCAUAAGCUGUCUUAUUAUAAAAAUUAGGCAAAAAACCAUUCUUAUAUGGGUAUCUAUUAAUAUUAUUUUUUAUAAUAGAAUGGAAGUUCUUGCUUGCUAUGAUAAUGGAUCUAUCUUAAAUAAAUAAUAAGUAUCUGUUAACUUGAAUGAUAUUGUUACCAAAUUCUAAUAAAAUGUUAAAAAUGUAUCUGCUAUUUCAUUAGCAAAUGGUAUUCUAUUUUUAUAUAUUCUUCUUAGGUUGGGUUAAUGAAGCUUCAGCUCCAUAUUUAUUAGCUAAUGCAUUCAAAGAUUUAGCUGCUAUUGGUUUAUAAUCAGGAUUCAUCUUUGAUUAAAUCAAAUAAUCUAAUGCUCCAACCACUGCUGCACCAGUUUAAGCUAAAGCUGAAGAAAAACCAGCUGCUCAAUAAGCACCAGCUAAAGUUGAAGAACCUGAAGAAGAUGUCGAUAUGGGAGGUUUAUUCGAUUGAUCAUGAAACAAAAGUAUAUUAAUAAUACAUACACAUAAAUAAACAAACAAUCUAUG